Molecule: messenger RNA, 726 nt
Organism: Trypanosoma grayi
Lineage: Eukaryota; Euglenozoa; Kinetoplastea; Trypanosomatida; Trypanosomatidae
Exons: 1
Coding region: 1-726 (241 amino acids)
Source: RefSeq, a predicted model, not a curated record
AUGGACGACAGGUGGGACGUGGAGGACCCCCGCCGUCCGCGCCGCGCCAACCGCGGCAACCUACUGCCCGAGCUGCUCGAGAAGGGCCUCAACUCGGAGGAGGAGGAGCUGCUGCACGACCUCAGCGACGCGACGACGGACAGCACCUUUAGCGCCAGCGGUGAGGAGGCGAUGGACGAAAUCGACAGUGACUUCUCCGAUGAGGAGGAGGAGGGCGUGCUGGACGGCGCGGUGGUGGAGACGGAGGCGAUGGUACAGCGUGCCGAGCGGGAGGAGCGGCGGAGGGAGCGCCAGCGUGCACACCGCCGCGUGGGUGGGAAAGGCGCGGCGGCAUCCGCGGACGCCCACAAAACGGCCGCGUUACGACUGCGGCCACCGCCGACCAUCCCACUGGAGGAGCGUCUGCGAGCCGCACGUAAGCGUGCGCGUGAAGUGCGGGCAGCCGCUGCGGCCGCUGCAACAGAAAACGUCGAGGCGGAAAAGAGGCACGACACCGGUGCGUCGCCGUACAACGUUGGGGCGUCCAUCACAAGGCGACGUCGCACGCACCAUCGCACAAAGACGGGUCAGCAAUCACUGUUGGGAGAGGAAGGAGAAGAGGAGGUGGCGCAGCGCGUUCUCUACACCAGCAGCAGGAGUGUGCUGGAUCAGUUUGGUGUGCCGCUUGUGAUAUCAUUCUCCAACUGUCUGCCAAGACUGUUCCAGUCACGGUCAUCCAGCACGUAA